AUGCUUAAAGGGGUAAAGAGUAAAUUCACUACACCUUUGAACCAGGUUAUCCUACUUGGCUUCAUUUGUCUCUGCUGUCCAGGAAUGUUCAAUGCUUUGUCAGGUCUUGGUGCAGGUGGUUCAAUGAGCUCAAACGUUUCCUUGGUCGAUUCCUCAAAUGGUGCACUCUAUGGCUGUUUUGCUAUCGUUGGUUUCUUUGCUGGCUCAGUUACUAACACUAUUGGUGUAAAAGCCACCUUGACUAUCGGCUCGAUCGGAUACGCACUCUACUCGGCAGCAUUUUGGGUCUAUGAUGCAAAACAGAUCUCCGGAUUUGUCAUUGCAGCAGGAGCAAUACUUGGCUGUUGUGCCGGUGUAUUCUGGUCUGCCCAGGGUGCUAUAAUGAUGUCUUAUCCCGAAGAAAAAAACAAGGGCAAAUACGUUGCUGUCUUUUGGGCCUUGUUCAAUUUCGGUGGCAUUCUUGGCUCAGUCAUUGCCCUCGGAUUGAAUCUCAAAAACCAGGCAGGCGGCGUAUCUACAGGAACCUACACCGCUUUCGUUGUCGUCAUGUUGAUCGGCGUCGUCGUCUCUCUUGGCCUGGCUAAUCCAGCCAAUGUCGUCCGCCCAGACGGAACCAAGAUCGCCAUAGCCAAAUCGGCCCACUGGACCAGCGAACUAAAAGGUGCACUGAUGAUCUGGAAAGAGUGGCGCAUGAUGGCCCUGAUUCCUGCUUUCUUGGCCUCAAACUGGUUCUAUGCCUACCAGUUCCGCAUCAAUGCCAUCUACUUUGAUCCCUCUACGCGUGCACUCAACGACCUGAUGUACUGGGCCUUUCAGAUCGUCGGCUCAAUCCUCCUCGGCUUCUUGCUCGACUGCCAAGCAAUGAGUCGCAGAGGACGCGGACUUGUUGGUCUGGCCAUCAUAUUUGCAAUCGUCAUGGCCGUUUGGGCCGGCGGAUUUGCCUUCCAGCUCACGUUUGACAACGACUUUAGCACACCCAUUCAUUGGGAUCAUCCCAAUUUCGGCGGUCCGUUCGUUCUCUUUUUACUCUACGGUCUUUCUGAUUCACUCUAUCAGUCCUACAUGUACUGGCUCAUGGGUGCCAUGUCUAACGAUCCAAACCUACUGGCUCGCUACGCCGGCUUUUACAAGGCUGUCCAGUCUGCAGGGGCUGCUAUUGCCUUUGGUAUCGAUGCAGUCGAUAUCCCUUUACGCUGGGAAUGUCUCAUCUGCUGGAUGCUUGUGUUUGUCUCGUUCCCCCUCAUUCUCUUGGUUGCCAACAAGGUCACCGAGACAAACAAAAGCAAAAUCAAUCAGUCAGUCAAUUAA
Phycomyces blakesleeanus NRRL 1555(-) is the source of this 1308-nucleotide messenger RNA. RefSeq lists its product as hypothetical. The coding region runs from base 1 to 1308 and encodes 435 amino acids. The transcript is spliced from 3 exons. NCBI's taxonomy places the organism in Eukaryota, Fungi, Mucoromycota, Mucoromycetes, Mucorales, Phycomycetaceae. The record is from RefSeq and is a predicted model, not a curated record.